AUGCCCAAUAGAGUCACUACAACAUUGAAUGAUUUGCUUCUCCAAAAAUUCACAGAAGAGGAAGUCAAGAAUGCUGUCUUCCAAAUGAAAGGUAGGGCCAUAACAGAUAAUAUCAUGGUGGUAUAUGAGACUCUCCGCUCCAUGUCCACAAGAAUACAAGGAAAGUCAACUUAUAUGGCUCUAAAACUCAACAUGAGCAAAGCCUAUGAUGGAGUGGAGUGGGACUUUCUAUCUGCAAUAAUGUGCAAAAUGGGAUUUGACAGUAGGUGGAUUGCACUGGUGAUGAACUACAUCAAGUCUAUUUCAUACUUAAUCGUUCUUAAUGGUGAAGCUCAGGCCAGUUUCAAGCCAACUAGAGGCCUAAGUAUGAUAUUUUGCAAAGCAAGUACACUAGAAUGGAGAAGAAUGCUAAGCAUACUGACUGUAUAUGAGCAAGCCUCAGGACAGCUACUAAACAAAGAGAAAUCUGCCAUAUACUUCAACAGAAACACACCAAAUGAAUACAGAGCCAAUAUUACUCGAAUUGCAGGUGUAACCCUCACAACAUCUUUUGAAAAAUACUUAGGCUUACCAACCAUGGUGGGAAGAACAAAGGUAGCAUGCUUUCAUGGACUGAUUGAUAGAAUGUGGUCAAAGAUUAACAACUGGAAGACAAACAAAUUAUCAGCGGUUGGAAAGAAGGUGUUACUCAAAUCAGUGCUGCAGGCUAUUCCCACAUACACAAUGGGAAUCUUCCUUCUACCAAAGUCCAUCACCAAUAGGCUUGAACAGAUUCUAAGGAAGUUUUGGUGGAGUUUCAGUUAG
Messenger RNA from Carya illinoinensis, 804 nucleotides. RefSeq lists its product as uncharacterized. The transcript has 3 exons. Lineage: Eukaryota; Viridiplantae; Streptophyta; Magnoliopsida; Fagales; Juglandaceae. The coding region runs from base 1 to 804 and encodes 267 amino acids. The record is from RefSeq and is a predicted model, not a curated record.